This is a messenger RNA of Nerophis lumbriciformis (worm pipefish), 2219 nucleotides long. It is a transcript of the gene aifm5, whose product is annotated as apoptosis inducing factor mitochondria associated 5. The record is from RefSeq and is a predicted model, not a curated record. Gene Ontology annotation, molecular function: oxidoreductase activity, acting on NAD(P)H; 2 iron, 2 sulfur cluster binding. Gene Ontology annotation, cellular component: cytoplasm. NCBI's taxonomy places the organism in Eukaryota, Metazoa, Chordata, Actinopteri, Syngnathiformes, Syngnathidae.
CACGGUCGCACUGUGAACGCGGACAUCAACGCCAUUGCAUCAGAAGACACUUCUUUUUUUUUUUUUUUUUGACAAAACAGACGUCCCACAAUCCACUCUUGGAGGCGGGUGAAGGUUCGACAUGAAGAUGUUGCCAUGGACACCGAAUGGCAUCCCGUCAUAGGCUGAUGAAGUGUGACAGUGAGACCGUGUCAGUGACAAACAUGGCUGCCAACCAACCACAACCUCAGGACUUUGUAGACUCUGAUCCAGAAGACUUGUCAGGGGAGCUGGUCCAGGCCGUGUGUCUUGAAUCGGACCUGCAGGACGGACAGAUGCUGGAGGUGGAGGUGGGUCACCACAGUGUUCUGCUGACCCGCACCGAGGGUCAGUACAACGCCAUCGGGAACCAGUGCACACACUACGGCGCUCCUCUUAGCAAAGGCGUGAUUUCGGGGCACCGUGUGCGCUGCCCGUGGCAUGGCGCCUGCUUUAAUGUGCACACUGGAGAUGUGGAGGAGUUUCCCGGAAUGGACGGUUUACCCUGUCACAAGGUGAUGAUCCACAACAAAAAAGUUUACGUGUCAGUCAACAAAAAGACAUUAGAGCAGCAGAGAAGAAUGAAAAAGAUGGGGGCUGCGGUGUCAGGGGUCACUCACACCAUGCUGCUGCUCGGGGGAGGUGUGGCGUCGCUGAUCUGCGCGGAGACAUUACGCCAGGAGAACUUUGGGGGGAGAAUCGUCAUGGUAACCAGAGACGAGCUUCUGCCUUAUGACAAGACGCGACUCAGCAAGGUGAUGAACGUGGACAGUGAGAGCAUCUUGUUGAGGAGGAUGGACUUUUACCACAAAUACGACAUCGAAGUCCAGCUUAGGAAGGAAGCGCUGUCUGUGGACACGGACAAGAAGACGGUGACGUUUGACGACGGCUCUGUGCAGCGAUACGAUCAGCUGCUCAUCGCCACAGGCUGCAGAGCUAAAGGUCUGGAUGUCUCCGGCAUGGAGUUGGACAACAUCAAGAAGUUGGAGACGCCAGAGGACGCGCGUCAGAUCCACACCUCCUGUCUGGGUUGUGACGUGGUCGUCGUGGGGACCUCCUUUGUUGGCAUGGAGGUGGCGUCCUAUUUGGUGGACAAGGCUUCCAGCAUCACGGUAAUCGGCAGCAGCGAGCUGCCCUACCAGAACACGCUGGGACCCGAGAUCGGCCGAGUCACCAUGACGAUGUUGGCCGAGAAGAACGUGAGCUUCCACAUGAACGACAACAUCAGCGAGGUACGGGGCGUGCACGGAAAGGUUAACCAGGUGGUGCUGAGGAGCGGAAAGGUCGUCCGAGUGGACAUUCUGAUCGUGGCUAUCGGCGUCGUACCGAACUCAGAGUUCCUGCGAGGAAGUCCCAUCAAGUUGGACUCCAGGAAGUUCGUACAUGUGGACAAGCACAUGCGUACCAACGUGGACGGCGUGUUCUGCGGGGGCGACGUGGCCACCUUCCCCCUGACUAUGGCGAAGGACCGACGCGUCAACAUUGGACACUGGCAGAUGGCGCAGGCGCACGGGAGGACAGCUGCUCUCAACAUGCUGAAGCAAGACUCUCCUGUCAACUCUGUCCCGUUCUACUGGACCGUGGUGCUGGGAAAGACUAUCCGCUACGCAGGCUACGGCGAAGGAUACACCGAAAUAGUCAUGAAAGGAAACUUUGAGGACAGGAAGUUCCUCGCGUUGUACAUAAAGGACGAUGAGGUCAUAGCGGCGGCCAGCUUGAACUAUGACCCGGCGGUGUCUGCAGUGGCCGAGAGACUGGUUUCAGGACGAGUCAUUACCAGGGACGAAGCUCUAUCUGACGACCUGAGCUGGCUGCAGUUGUCCUGACGGAGGCGCCCCACCAGGUCUUCGCCAGGUGGACUCAGGUCCCGCACGGACUGGAUGGAGACUGAAAAGACAUAAGCGCGCAAACAACACAUACCUCACCUUUGUACAACUUUGUGGUCGCACAUCUUUGUGGAACGUUCCACUUCAGGGACGGAGGUCGUCACUUUUGUCUCCGAGUUAGUCCUCUUUUUUUUUUUUUUAAACCUAACACACUUUUUAACUGCACGCCCCUCCCCCAACACUCAGGGCGGGGUCAGAGAUGUGUAGAAGACAACUCUUGGUAUGAUUGACAGUCCUCAAGUCAUUUCAUUUUAUUGUCCAAUUAUUAUUAUUAUUUUUAAUGCUGACUAAAAAAAAAAAGCAACAUUUUUUUCA